Molecule: messenger RNA, 2976 nt
Organism: Branchiostoma floridae (Florida lancelet)
Lineage: Eukaryota; Metazoa; Chordata; Leptocardii; Amphioxiformes; Branchiostomatidae
Product: signal peptide, CUB and EGF-like domain-containing protein 3
Exons: 7
Coding region: 139-822 (227 amino acids)
Molecular function (GO): calcium ion binding
Source: RefSeq, a predicted model, not a curated record
AUAUGACGCAUUGCGGCCGCCGCACCUCAUUUGAUAGUCAUCUAUAAUAAAGACUAACCAGCUAAAGAUUUCAUUUCAAACGUUGACUCCAGUGGAUAAACACCCAGACCAACCGAGCUCCUGUCAUAAGUCUGAAAAAUGUCGAGACUGCUGUUGAUCUCCCUCGUGUUGGUAGCUGCAAUCUUCACCUUUUCAGAAGCAAGGAGGAGAAAGACCCCUUCGUGUGACAAUUCGAUGCCAGGCAACACAGAACGCACGUGCAACAAAAAUCUCGUCAAUGGAAGGUUCCCCAAAAAUACCGAGUGCACCUGGUCCUGCCUCCAUGGGUGUGUACGCUCAGCUAAAAAGGGAGGGGCAAGGACAAGGACCUGCAAGGGCCGUCCAGGAGUAUGGAAAAAGCUAGCAGGCAAAAAAUACCAAAAAGCAAAGGGACUUCAAUGUAACUGCGCCUCUUGUUCUCAUGACUUCGGAAGUUUUCCCGUCUCCGGAAUCGCCGGACAUACUUGUGAUCCAGCGGCGGCCCCGUUCCCUUUCGGUUCCCAUUGCGUAUUUUCCUGCCUUUCCGGGUACGCUCUUGGUGAUGACCCUGAAAUGCUCUGCCUAAACGGUAGAUGGGUGGCUGAAAACGCUGAUCCAUGUACAGAUAUCGACGAGUGUGCCACUAACGAUGGUGGUUGUGCCCACUCUUGCACCAACACUAUCGGAAGUUUCGAAUGUUCCUGUCCGGAUGGCUUCAUUUUGUCCGACAACAACUUAGACUGUGAACCUGAACCGACCGGAGAAAUGCCAACCGUGAUGCCUACUGAUGAACCCCCUGUUUAAUGAUGAUACGACACCAACGAUCGAAAAGACGACAAAGAAGACGAUGUUAUAGUCCACCUGGAAGAAUGCCAUAGCGACCUGUACUUCACACUAGAAGUUUGCAACCACCAGUAGGUGUUAGAUAUAUACCAUCGCUGCUAACACGCAUGGUCUGCUUCCAACAACAAAUUAGGCUCGCCUCUGAGGCGUCACCAAAAUAAGAGAUACCAUACGUAUCGUGAAUUGUAUAUAGCUCAUAGAGUUGCGCCUUAGAUCCUCCAGGGAAGGGAAACUGAAGAACGAUUAGACUGAAACAACCAGCCAGAGUCGAUUAUGUUGCAUAGCGUACGAAACAAAUAGGUUUCAGUACUUCUGACUACGCAUGUGCAGCAACAGGAAUUGUGGGUAAUAUGUCAAAUAUGGAGGCCCCUGAGACACAAACAAAACAGAUCCGAACGCACAUUGUUUUGCAAAUUGAGACACUGGUCGAGACGAGAACUGUUUACAAGUCAUGGUCAGGGGCCUUAACCAUUACCCACAAUUCCUGUCACUGCACAUGCGUAGUCUGAAAGAGCUUAUUAUCAGAUUUAUAUACAGUAAUGAAGGACAAAAUAAUUGAAUAGCGAAUUAGCUGACUAACUGUGAAACUAAGGAUUCGGCAUGAGAAUAUGUCUUCUGAUUGCUCCCUAUCCUUUUCGUCGAAUUCGACUCGGCUCUAUUUCAAACCAAUAAUAUCAGAAAUAUCAUUAAUAAUCAUGCAUAUCCCACCAUAUCCAACAUAUGCUUCCUAUAUCCAGCCUUAAAUUGUAUAGACGAAUAAUUAUUUGACAAUAUGUACUUAUAGGACUCGUAUUAUUCAUGUAUUUAUUGAAAAGUGCAAAUUUCUAAGCUGCUAGAAAAUAUAUAUAAGAUUAUUUGCAACAUUUGCAUCUAAUGUUGGCUUGCAACAACAAAGAAAUCUAUAUUCUUAAACAGCAUUAACCAAAGAAUUAUUGCCUUAUAAGUAUAUGUUAUCUAUUUUGUCAUCUUAAAAAUCUUGGUUUUAGAAUAAAAAAGAUAUAAAAAUCUUUAGUACAGUUCAUGCUUCUUACAAAGUGAGUUAGCAAGCUAUCUGUACCUCAGUGAUACGAGCAACGCUCUUAAACCUUUAUCCGCGGGGUAACCUAUAUACGUUGCUUUCUAAUUGCAGCAUUUUCAAACUAUUUCAGUUUUAAACCACUGUCCUCCGACUUGUUGUCCUAAAUAUACCGUUUUAAUAAACACAACGAUUAUAGGUUGCCCACGGAUAAAGGGGAACCACCGUUACAAAUCUUAUUAUUCUGUGUAUGAAAAAAAAUUCCUUGUAAUCAUAUUGUUCAAGUUAAAGCGUUAGCAAGGUCUGUGAAGGUAUAGUUAUCAUUCUAAAGUAAAGUUGAACUGUGAUUAUCUAAAACGUACCCAAAUUUUUGACUGACCAAAUCCAGUCUUCGUCAUAAACAAGCAAAUCACCACUUCUGUGACGUCACGAUAUGCAGACCAAUCGGGUGCCUCCAAUUUCUGUGCUGCCAAUCACAGGUCACCUUUCCAUCAGAAGUUAUAGAAUUGUAUUUAACCGGCUAUGAUUUAUGAAUUAUGACAAUGUAACAACAUUCAACAGUACGUCAGUACAAAAUGUCAGUAGCACGUACUAGUGACAGCAUGUUGUUGACGUUAUACGCAUAGCUUUGUGUGACCUUUGACAUUGCCCGUUUGGUAAGUUAUUCAGCUGUACAGAGACAAAGUACUGUAGUCUGAUUCUCUUUCUUUCGACAAAAACAAAAAAUUGUGACAGAAAAUGACACCCCAGAGAUUUACAUUUGAUUCGACUUGUACCAAUUAAGCCUUACGUAAUCACGCAGUUAUGUUGUUUUAGUCAUGCGCACUUGGAUUUUUAAUGAUCUGUGUGACGUGCAAAACAACGCCAAUUACUUCCAUCAUCGGAUAUUGCGCAAUCACUCCCGCCAACCUAUACAAUGGUUGGAUAAUUACCAAUUUAACACAUGGUCGACUUUCAGACAAUUUUAAACAUUGAGACUUGUAUCAUAAGCAAAAUCUGUCAAUUUCACUGUGACAAGUAUUGCGAUGUCCUAAAAGAUAAAUUGUGUUGAUUAUAUUUUGUGAAAUUUUCCCCACAAUAAAAUUUUGCGUGAUCUAGAA